GCGCAGUGGCAGAGGUUCGCCUGGAGACGGUGACGCCGGGAGCGGAGCGCUGCUGGGUUGCGCCUUAAAGGAAUUCCGAAUCAUGCUGGGCAUGAAACCUUCAGUAUUCCUGUUAAUGGUCAACGGACAAAUCGAGAGCGCGGAUUUUCCUGAGUUUGAUGAGCUGUAUUGCAAAUAUUCCUAUGUAUAUGGGCAUGACUGGGCUCCAACAACGGGUCUGGAGGAAGGGAUAUCCCAGAUCACAUCGAAAAGUAAGGAUUGCAAUCAAUGCUUUGUGUGGAAUUUUCCCAUGGAGAUCACAUUCAAGAGUACCAACCCAUAUGGUUGGCCUCAAAUAGUAAUUAGUGUUUACGGACCUGAUCUUUUUGGAAAUGAUGUGGUCCGUGGCUAUGGAGCUGUUCAUGUUCCUAUGACUCCUGGAAGGCACAAGCGAACCAUUCCAAUGUUUGUUCCUGAGUCUUCAUCAAGACUGCAAAAAUUUACAAGUUGGCUCAUGGGAAGACGUCCAGAAUUCACAGAUCCUAAGCUGGUUGCCCAAGGAGAAGGAAGAGAAGUUACAAGGGUUUUGUCACAAGGCUUUGUUACCAUCUCCUUCAAUAUUGUCACCAAGGAUUUGAAGAAACUGGGAUACGACGCAACCCCUGCUAACAAUCAGACUCUUGGAACAUCUGAUGGCUAAAUGGAAUCCCAUCCUGCAGAUAUGAACCAAAAGCUGAAUUUCUAAUUGGGCAGCAUUUAUAGACAAAGAAAGAGUUAAUGUUUUAGGUCAGUGAUAUUUCAUCAGAACUGAGAAUGGUUACAGAUUUAAAAUUGUAUUGCUUUCCAAUUAUUCCCUGUUUGAUUCAAGGCCAAUCUGAAAUGUUAACUUUGUCACUCUCCACAGCUGCUGCUGCUUGAUCCACUGAGAAUUUUUGUCUGUUGAGUUCCAAACUGCUUGACAUUGUCUAUUUAAUUUUUUUUAAACUGAACUGACUCAGCUAUUGGUUUCUGACUAAAUAUGAUUCAUGGCUGCAGGAUGAAUUGAAUAUAUUUCACAUUUCAGUUUCUAGAAGGUCACAGUACCAUAAAAUAACAGACACUUUGACUUCUGUUCUUACCAUCUUCGUGAUUGGUACAAGCAUGGCAGAAAUCCACUCAAGGUCCCUUUCCAAGAGCAAACGAUUUCUAUGCUGAGAAGUCAAUUUCCCUAAAAGUUGAAUCUGACCUUAUAUUAAAUACUACAACAGUUUGGAAAAGUACCUAAAUGUUAAUCUGAAAUACUGAAAAAACAGAAGAUUUAUAAAACAGGGUGAAAUACCCUUUUUUCAACAAUGUGCCUCUAUUUUUAAUCAAAAUUUCUCUAUUCAUAUUAGCCUUAGCUCAGUAAUACAACUACCCAUGAAGUACUCCUCUUGCCCAAUGAGCAAAAGAUCUUGUCUCAUUUGAAAUACUUUAAAAUGGGCAAAAAGGCUUCAGAUUGACUGGCUGUAGUAUUAAUUCAGCAUGGUCAAAAUUAAGAUGCAUUUACUGUAUUCUUGAUGCCAUUUGCAAUAACGGUAUGCUUGAAAUAAGUUAUCGUUACAGCUCAUCAGUAAUUAUAGUCAUGAUGGUGUGAAUUUUAACAGUAAGUCUAUCUUUAAUGCAUUUAUCAAAAAACAUUGAGAAUUUAUCUAUGUUUGUCAUUAACACUUCAGCUAAAACAUGAUAGUACUAUUCUCAUGGGCAGAGCUAUUUACUUGAUUUAAUGAAGAUAAUUAAUUCUGUCCAAUGGAACCAUUUCUGUAAGUACUCUUGAAUGUGAUAGGAUUGAUGUCUAGAAAAAGGAAGGCAAGCAGCAUAACAGUUGGAAAUCUACUUGUGCCCUGGUCUUAGAGUAUGCUACAACCUCUUGGUAAAAUAUGGAGGAAGUGAGUGGAAACACUUAGGAAGUACAGAAAGUUGUGUGGAUAGCACUCUAUGAUGCAAAAAUAAUCAAGUGCUGAAUGAUUUUGGAACUACAGAACAGAAGUUUCUCCAAGUGACUUGCAUCAAUUUGUGUCUAUUGUAUUCCAUUUUUCUUUUUGAAAUUGAAUUUGCCUUUAAAAUCAAUGCUUCUAUUGCUCUCCCAUUUGUAGCUAGCUUGCAGUUCAUCCUAUCAACUGAUUCCAUACAUUUAGAUCUUUAGUCAUGGAUUUGGGAGGUUCUUCAUCAAAACACUUAUAAAUCCAAAUAUCUUGCUAACUGUAAGACCAGUGUCCACCCUUUGUUGUUUCAAAAAGUUCAAUAAGGUUAGUCAAGUGUGUUCCCUUUUCAAAGUGCAUGCUGACUGUGUAAUAUUUUCAGUUUAUAAAUGUUCUUAAGAUAUAAUAAUUUGAGUAAGGCUUCCAUUAUAUUUAAUGCCAUUUAUGUCACAUUAAUUAAUCUAUUACUAUGGAUGGGUUCUAUCUUCCAUUUUACAAUUAACAAUCACCUUAGUUGGCAUAAGCCAUCCAGCACUAUUCCCUUUACUAGCAACUUUCUUUUUAUCUGAGCAGCAUGAUCAUUUCCUUUUUUUUGUUUGUAAAGUGAUGAAAUGAAUGUUACUUUCAAAUGUUUAUUAAAUGGACCUAUUUUCCAAUCUUA
This is a messenger RNA of Pristis pectinata (smalltooth sawfish), 2580 nucleotides long. RefSeq names its product B9 protein domain 1 (gene b9d1). Bases 83 to 679 code for a protein of 198 amino acids. Gene Ontology annotation, biological process: cilium assembly. The record is from RefSeq and is a predicted model, not a curated record. Gene Ontology annotation, cellular component: MKS complex. NCBI's taxonomy places the organism in Eukaryota, Metazoa, Chordata, Chondrichthyes, Rhinopristiformes, Pristidae. The transcript has 7 exons.